Molecule: messenger RNA, 2244 nt
Organism: Punica granatum (pomegranate)
Lineage: Eukaryota; Viridiplantae; Streptophyta; Magnoliopsida; Myrtales; Lythraceae
Source: RefSeq, a predicted model, not a curated record
CCCUCCUUCCCUGCCUUUCCCUUCCUUCUUUACAAUACACUCUCCCCUCAUCACCCGCCCCCCGUCUGACUGACUCUAAUCUCUCUCUUACUUAACCUCGGCUGGGGCUGGGAUCAAUUAAUUAAUUAAAUUAUCAAUGGCGGCGAGGGAGGAAGAAGUGACCCUGUUGGACUUCUGGCCCAGCAUGUUUGGGAUGAGGUGCAAGAUCGCGCUCCGAGAGAUGGGGAUCGAGUUCGCAUACAAGGAGGAGGACCUGAGGAACAAGAGCCCCCUGCUCCUCUAGAUGAACCCCAUUCACAAAAAAAUCCCCGUCCUCAUCCACAACGGAAAACCCAACUCCGAGUCCCUUGUCAUCCACCAGAACAUCGACGAGACUUGGAAUAAUAAUAAUGAUGAGGAGGAGGAGGAGGAGGAUGACAACAAGGCUCCCGACCACCUGCUCCCUUCCAAUCACUACGACAGAGCCUAGGCCCGAUUCUGGGCUGAUUACAUCGACAAGAAAUCAGGAGCUCCCACCAAUGGCAGAGACAUUGACCCUACUGGACUACUGGCCUAGCAUGUUCGGGAUGAGGUGCAGGAUUGCGCUCAGGGAGAAGGACAUCAAGUUCGAGUACCAAGAGCAGGACUUGUGGAGCAAGAGCCCCUUGCUCCUGGAGAUGAACCCGAUUUACAAGAAAAUCCCAGUUUUGAUCCACAAUGGGAAACCCAUCUGCGAGUCUCUGAUCAUAGUGGAGUACAUCGACGAGACGUGGAAGGGUAAGGCUCCACUGUUGCCUUCCGAUCCCUAUGAGAGAGCUCAGGCUCGAUUCUGGGCUGAUUAUGUCGAUAAGAAGAUCUAUGAGGGGGGAAGGAACGUCUGGAGCACCACUGGAGAAGAUCAGGGAGAAGCUAAGAAGGAAUACAUUGAACGUCUGAAAGUGCUGGAAGGGGUGCUCGGAGACAAGCCUUUCUUUGGGGGCGAUUCGUUUGGAUUCACAGACAUUGCCCUAAUCCCAUAUUACAGCUGGUUUUAUUCGUACGAGAUAUGUGCCAACUUCAGCAUUGAAGCAGAGUGCCCGAAGCUCAUCUCAUGGGCUAAGAGGUGCAUGGAGAAGGAGAGUGUGUCUGAGUCCCUCCCCGACCCAGAGAAGAUAUAUAUGCUUCUUUUGGAGCUCAAGAAGAAGGCAGGCAAAUAGUCGAGGCAAACUGGCUGCUGUGUGUUUGUGAUGAUGUAGUUUAGCUUGGUUUUCUUUGUGCUAUUAGAGCAGACGUUGCUCUGCGUCCUGGAUGGUUUAUGGGGAGUAAUAUUGCUGAGAAGCUACUGAUAUUGCUUAGCAGAUAUUUUUCUUCUUCAAUAGUUUCACCAAGGCUUCAUGCAUGAGCUGUGUGGCCAGAUUGACCUGCCUCAUGGGAAUUGUUCACAUGGACCAUGGAGAUUAGUGGGCGAAGCCUGGAAAUCCUCGUUAUUAAAAAAAAAAAAAAGAAGAGAGAGAGAUCUUUUGGUUUUCAGGUCAAAUUUUCUUGAAAGUUGCUGUAUAUUUAAGCUGCUGGUUUUUGUUGAACGUGCAUGAUGCAUGUGAUGUGGUCCUUCUUCUGCACCGAACGUUGAUUGGCAUUUGAGUAGCCAUUUAAGUUCUCUUAAGAAAUAGUAAGAGUCUAUUUGGAAUCACCGAAUAUUCAUGAGAUGAUUUGGAAACAUGGAAAUCAUGGAAUCCAAGAGCUUAUUUUGAAACUCUCAGAGGAAUUUUCAGAAUGAUUUUCAAGGAAAGAAAUGAGGCUGUUCGUGGAUUUCAUUCUCCUGCUCCAAGAUGGAAGUUUAUAGAUCUUGUGCUGGUUGAUGAUGGACUUGGACAUAUUCUCCCUCUGUAUACACCUCUCAGCCCACGCCACGAGCUAUGGGCACACCUCCACUGCUAGGCAAGGCGAGUUAUGCUGCUGUUCAAGAUCUCAGACUGGACUGUGGAUCUCGGAGAGGAGCUGCGUUCUUUUGUUGUGAUGGAUUGCAGCUAUAUAUUUUGACAGGUUUCUCUUGCUUCAUUUCCAUCCCCUGUAACAAAAUCUGGUGUUUCUUUAUCUAUGUUGCAUUGAGACAGACAAUAGAUGCUGCUGGUUGGCAAUCAGGAUGAACUUCUCUAAUAGGUCUGUGCUGCUUCAGCAAAGAGAGAGACAAGACUGAUAUAGUUUAGAACUCCUCGCCUGUUUUGUCUGUAUCAUUAUUUCUUCUUAAAUUUCUAUUCAUUAUUGAACCUAUAAACGAUUGGGUCA